CACGCAUGUCUUUUUCUCCACUCCCACUGUGUCAUGAUGCCCGUCUCAUCGCAAAAUUUUAACGUCGCCCGCUUAUGGCAGAAUUGAUGUAAUUAGAUUAGAUUUCAUCGAAAUUGGAUUCAUACCAACACAGGGGUUUCAACUACAUGUACAUUGAUAUUCUUCAAGAUCGUCACCAGAACAGUUGCUUGCAAGAUGCAAUCUUUCACUGCUUGAGACUGCUCUGCGCUGCAGAAAAAGCUCAUCAAACCUCUGAGUCAUUAUGUGUAGGUGUGUGAAUAAAAUCGAUACGUGCCGCCGUGGGACAAACAUCACAGCAGAUGGGCAGAUAGGCAGAUGAUUCAGUGCUGGAAAUCCACAUUGCUUGAAUUCAGAAUUCACACUGGGUAGCACACACAGCACCGACGACGAUAACAGAGACCAAUCAGGUUACGGUUCUGACGAGGAGGCUGUGAUGGAGCUAUCCCACAGCUUGCUGCUCAACGAGCAGGCCUUGGCUCAGAUAGCCGAGUCCAAGCGUCCCAUCUUCAUCUACGAGUGGCUGCGCUUCCUAGAUAAAGUCCUGGUGGCGGCACAGAAGUCUGACUUGAAAGGCUCCCAGAAGAAGCUUGUUGCACAGCUAACCAAUCAGAUCACAGAAUCUCCCGGGCCACCAACGAGAGCGCUACUGGGCAAGUGCAUCGGCACCGUCUUCAGCGUGGGUGAUUCCUUUGACCUGUUGGAAACCUCUUACUUCUGUAAUGACAUCAUCAAAAACAAGGAUGAUUCACCCAGCUUUCUGCCGUCAAGAUUGGCUGCAGUGGCUGUGCUUGGAGCAAUGUAUGAGAAACUCGGUCGAAUGAUGGGAAGUAGCUUUCCAGAAACAAUUCAGGGCCUUCUGAAAGCAUUGAAAAAUGCUGAGUCAACAGGACGUUGUGAGAUCAUGCUGUGCCUACAGAGGAUUGUAAAGGGUUUGGGAUCUGCCGCUCAGGGCUACCACCGGGACAUCUAUAAGGCUGUCCGUACUGCUCUACUGGAUAGGAGUAUGGCAGUCAGGUGUGCAGCUGCCAAGUGCAUGCUGGAGUUGGUAAAAGAAGGAAACUUCCUGCACACGACAGAGCUGGAGAACAUGGUGUCAACAUGCUUCCGAGCCCUAGACGGCUCCAACUACGACGUCCGCAGUGCUGUGUCCAAGCUGCUGGGGGUUCUUCUUGCUACAACUCAGACCAACAUUUCCAAAGAUCCUAGAGCUAAGCGUACCAGCAUGGAAGAUGUCUACAAUCUUCUGUCAGUGGGCUUCGUGAAGGGCACCUCCGGCUUCCUCAAAGCGGGUGGGGGAGAGCAGAAAGGAGGUGGUAUGAUCAACAGGGAGGUCCGUGUUGGAUUCACUCAUGCCUACGUGGUCUUCGUCAGGACUCUGGGUGGCCUGUGGCUGGAGCGUAACCUGCAACUCUUCCUUGAGAGGGUCCUGGACAUUGUAGCCAACCCCCGCUGCACCCCUACCCACGUGGACGCUGUCUACCUCCGCCGCUGCAUCACCUUCAUCUUACGCUCCACCCUCGGGGACAUGCUCGGGGAAAAAGCGCAGGUCUCCUGCUGCAAGCAGCUGUGCGGACUCAUCACCAACUACAUGAACACUGUUGCUGAGCCAAGUGAAGGUAGCGGUCACACCCAGGACAACUCCAACACACAGCAUGUCUUGAUAUGUGCCAUGCAGGAGCUGGGCAGCCUGGUCAAGUCUCUGUCCACCUGUGCCAGUACCCUGGUCACUGAGCCCAAUGCUAAUAUGUGUGACACCGUGACCAGCGUGCUCCUCCAUCCCAGCCCGGCAGCCCGGCUGGCCUCUGCCUGGUGCCUGCGAUGCAUAGCUGUGGCCCUGCCUUCCCAGCUUACGCCACUGCUAGACCGCUGCACCGACAGGCUCAACAACCUGAAGAGUUCCCCGGAGGCGGUGUCAGGGUACAGCUUUACCAUAGCCGCCCUGCUGGGAGGGGUCAGGGACUGUCCGUUGGGCAUCCCCCACGCCAAGGGAAAGGCCAUUUUCAGUAUAGCUGAGGAUUUGUUGAGAACAGCUUCUCAGAACAGCCGGAUGUCCUUGCAUAGAACCCAGGCCAGCUGGCUUAUACUGGGUGCAGUCAUGACGUUAGGUUCCCCAGUAGUCCGGAACCAUCUGCCUAGGCUUCUCUUGUUGUGGCGGAAUGCAUUUCCAAGAUCAUCCAAAGAGCUGGAGUCUGAGAAGGCCAGAGGAGAUGCUUUUACUUGGCAGGUCACAUUAGAAGGAAGGGCAGGAGCUUUGUGUGCCAUGCAAAGCUUCAUCACUCACUGCCCUGACUUGGUGACCGAAGAUGUCAUCAGGAGGUGCAUGACGCCUCUGGAGUGUGCAAUGUCCAUGUUGGCUGAGAUUCACACAGUGAUUAAGUCUUGUGGUGCUCACCUCAAAGCCAGUGCAGCCAUGGUUAGACUCAGACUGUAUGAAGUACUGCGACUCCUGCCUCCCACAGCCUAUGAAGGUAGCUUCACAGCCCUGCUCCGAGAGCUGGUUGCUGAGUUCACGCUGACAGACAACGCCGCAAACACCACCACCUCCCUGCUGCGAUCCCUGUGCCACGAGAACGAUUCCAUCAUCCUGCAGAGCUGGAUUACAGAGACUGAUCACAAGUCCGUGGAGCUGCAGCUGCAGCCAAACAGUGCCUCGGGGUCGGGGGCGCUGGAGCAUGACCCAUCAUCACUGUACUGGAAGGCGGUCAAGGGUGAAGAUGUUCCUGGUCCCCUGCCCCUGGGCGUGGCUGUAAUUGAUGCCUCAGUUGCCCUCUUUGGUGUCGUCAUACCCCAUGUCGCUGACAAGCACCGCCUGAAAAUACUGGAACACUUUGGGGAGUGCAUCAGGCAGGCCAAGUCUGCCAGACAACAAGCGGUUCAGAUCAACGUCUUCACAGGGGUUCUAAGUGCUCUGAAGGGUUUAGCCGAAAACAAGCGCAGACUCAAGAACAGUGGUGUCAGAGUAGCAGCCAAUAACCUGAUCAUGAAUGCCUUGACCAAUUCCAACCCCAUCCUGCGUUGCGCAGCCGGUGAAGCAUUAGGGAGGAUGGCUCAGAUGGGCGGAGACAAUUCCUUCAUUGCACAGACAGCUCAGAUGUGCUUUGACCGUCUCAAGACGGCCAGGGAUGCUGUUUCAAGAACAGGCAACUCCUUGGCAUUAGGCUGUCUGCACCGAUAUGUUGGUGGCAUGGGGGCAGGUCAGCACCUCAACACCAGCGUCAGUAUCCUGCUUGCCUUGGCACAGGACUCCACUUCUCCUACAGUACAGAUGUGGGCACUGCAUGCUCUAGCCCUGAUUGCUGACUCAGGCGGUCCCAUGUUCCGCUCCUACGUCGAGCCAACCCUGUCUCUAGUCCUGACCUUGCUUCUCAGCGUACCCCCGUCCAACGUGGAGGUCCAUCAGUGUCUGGGCCGGUGCCUGGCCGCUCUGAUCACAACAUUGGGUCCUGAACUGCAAGGUAACAAAGGUAACCUAGCAACGGCGCGGACAUCUUGCCUGGUAGCCUGUGCCAUCAUGCAGGACCAUCCAGACUCCUUGGUUGGCUCCGAGGCCAUUGCCUGCCUACAGCAGCUUCACAUGUUUGCUCCAAGGCAUGUCAACCUGACAAGCCUCGUCCCGCAUCUCUGUACAUCGUUGGGUAGCCAGCACCUGUUACUGCGCCGUGCUGCCGUGGCCUGCCUGAGACAGCUGUCCCAACGAGAAGCCCAGGAGGUGUGCGAGUAUGCCAAAAGCUUAGCCAAGGAUUCCAGGGAUACAAGUGUGUCAACCACAGAUGGUGUGGUCAUCACAGACACUGGUCUUGAGGGAGUGCUAUUCAGCAUGCUUGACAAGGAGACAGACCAGCGACUCUUGUCCAACAUCCAUGACACCUUGAUCAGUAUGCUGCAUGAGCUGUCAGGCAAAGACCUGGCGAGGUGGUUGACACUGUGCAAGACGGUGCUGUCUGCUUCUAAAGAUAGUGGAACAGGUCCUCCCAAACCUGACAAUGCUCUCAAGGAUGCCGAAGAAAAAGAUGAGAAAGACGAAGAUCAGGAGAUUGACGACUCGGCCAAGUUUAAGACAGGAGAGAAAGUCAUUACACAUCCUCCAGUGGCGCCACGGUGGCCCACACGAGUCUUUGCAGCUGACAGUGUCCGACGUGUCAUCCAAGUGUGCGAUGGGAACACGGUGCACUUUGACCUGGCUUUAGCAAGGGAGAUGAAGGCUAAGACCUCUCAAGAUAACUACCUAGUGCUACAUCUGUCAGACCUGGUCCGUACUGCAUUCAUCGCUGCUACCUCGGAGAGUACCCAGCUGAGGAAUGCAGGUCUUCUACUCCUCCAGGACAUCAUCAACAAGUUUGCCCGAGUGCCCGAGCCGGAGUUUCCUGGCCACUUCAUCAUGGAGCAGUACCAGGCCCAGGUUGGGGCAGCUCUGCGACCAGCUUUUUCCCCCGACACUCCUUCCGAUGUAACAGCCAUGGCCUGCCAGGUGUCUAGUGCAUGGAUCGGCAGUGGCGUGGCCCAUGACCUGAAUGACCUCAGACGAGUCCAUCAGCUCCUCGUCUCUUCCUUAGCCAAGCUGCAGGUUGGCAAGGGUGCACCUGCUCAGAUCUACAGCGAGAGUGCCUCCACCAUGGAGAAAUUAGCUGUCAUCAAGGCAUGGGCUGAGGUAUACAUUGUGGCCAUGAAGCAGCAUCUCAGUCCCUCCGAGCCCAUCAGUGACCAAGAUGGUUACCAUGGCAACAGCCCGUCCUCCGACAGCCUCCUCCACCUGGUCCAGCCAGAGUUGGUCUCCCUCAGCAAGUACUGGCUCUCUGGCCUGCGGGACCACGCCUUGCUAGCCCUCCCGCCCGACUUUUCCAGCCAGCUGCCCCAGGAGGGCGGGGCCUUCUACAGCUCAGACGCCAUCGCCACCACCCGGCCACACUACCAGAAGGCUUGGUCGCCCAUCGUCUAUGCCGCUGCCCUCUGGCUGAACAGCGGUGGCUUCCAGACGCUCGAGAGGAAUAACGGCAACUUUGGGAAUCUGGCGGGCAGUGGGCCGGUGUUGCCUGGCAUGAAGGCAGCACAGAGCACGGUGCCAGGGAAGACCCCCAAGCGGCUGAAAGAGGACUAUUUCCAUCUCAUAUUAGGUGUCUGUGUUGAAGCUCUGUCCAGCCAGCGGUCAGCCGAGCCCAUUCAGAGUGUUCACUACUGCCUGCAGGCCGUGGACACCCUGCUGGACUCGGCCUGGCCCCGCAGCCGGCUGAGCUCAGACCCCUCACUGGCCGUGGAGCUGCUCAACGUCAUGCAUCGGCUGCUGCUGACCAGGGAAACACUCAGCACCCAUCUGCUGGUCACUGCCGUGGUCAAGCGGGUCAUCCAGGCUAUGGAGGAGCAAAUGGUAGUGGACGGGAAGGACAAAGAGGACCGCUGUGAGCCCAAACCUAACGGUGGGGGUGGGGUUUUCCAGGAGGAGGGAGGAGAGAGCGGGGAGAUCGUGCCUGGCAGCUCGGUGGUCUUCGCCACGCUAGAGGUGUGCCUAUGCCUGCUGGUCAGGCAGCUGCCGGCCCUCAACCCUACGGUGUCCAGUGCCAUCAUCCAGAGCUACGCCAAGAAUGCCGGGCUUUCCGAGGAGGCUAGCGUGCUCAUAUCAACCACCGUCUCCAUCAUGGCUGGAUUGCCUGAGUUGUGCUCACCAGCAGGCAGCGUAUCAGUACUUCCCACUAUUCUCUUCCUGACCACUGGGGUGCUACGAGAAACAGCAGAGCCCUCCACCGACGGCAAGAUCACGACUACCGUCUCCGCUUCCCUGCAGGCACUGCGCAUGCUGAUGCACUCCAGACACCUGGACAACCCAACAUGCGUCAAAGAGUGGGUGAGGCUACUCCGCAGCGCACUGGCCACGGUCUUGGACUUCGCCAGACCAGGUAAAGACAAAACCGGAGUGGAUGAGAACAGUGUCCUCCUUGCAGUUGCCGUCUUCGUUUCUACUGCUCCUACAUCAGUCACUGCUGUUCCUGGUCUCCAGUGCCAAGCUAUGGAACUCUUCAAGAAGACCAUGCACUCUGAUGAACCACUGGUGAAGCUGAAGAGCCUACAGACCAUGUGCUCUGUCUUCCAGUGCAAGCAUCGGGAGAUAGCGACCCCCUUCAUCCAUGCCCUGGGCCCCAGGGUGGUGGAGUAUCUCCAUGGGAUUGGCAGCAACAAGCCGGACAAAGACAGUGAAGUGCCCGUGGUCCUAGAGGCUGUCCGAGUCCUUGAGGUGUUGGUUAGCCUGACAGAUGAUGGACAUAGAGUUCAGCUGUUAUCCCUGCUGGUUCCCAUCCUGAUCAGCCUGCUCGUGCCCAGCGCCAUCCUGCCCUCCACCUCUCGGCAGAGCAGGGCACUCCACGAGCAGGCCCUGCAGCGGCUGGUGAAGAUCGGUCCACUUUACCCAGCCGCUUUCAAGACAGUGGUGGGCGGGAUGCCAGAACUCAAGGCCAAGCUGGAGGCUGCCAUCCGUGCCAACCAGGCGGCUGUCAACAAGCAGAAGACGCAGCAUGCCCAGGUGAAACCAGUUGCUCCUCCAGCGGCGCCCAGCAUCAAACUAAAGAUGGACUUCAGCAAUUUCAGUGGGUGAAUCCAUUUCCCCUUGUGACAUAAGUUAAUAUUGGGGCAUAAUAUUUUCUGUUAAUAUAUCACCUAUUCGGUAUAAAUACUUCUGUCCAUUUAAAGUGACGACCUCGUUAAAAGUGUGUUUUCAUCUCGUGUAUAAAUUUAACAAUUUUUAUUGCGAUUUUUUUUUAAAUGAAUGAAACUUAUCAUCUUGAUUUUGUAAUCUGUUCAUUUACAAUCAUGUGAAACUUCUGUUUUAAGCUAUAAUAAAUUUGUGACUACCAGAACACCUCCUACCCAAACCAGCAAGAUUGCAUGUGAUCUACUCAGUACCUAGAGGAUUAGGUUUAAAGACAGCUUUUCCUUCUUACCCUCCUUAGCCUGUGUUAAAAAUGCCAUCAGACCAUUGGGGGUCAUCUGAUCAUGCUAUGUGUGAAGUAUUGUGUUCCCCCUCAGUUUUACGGAAACAGUGAAAAUGAACCAGUAAAUUCGGAAACUGCAUACGUUGGAAAGUAUUCACUCUCCUGCACCUCGCAGGGAGGAGUUGAAGGGAGAGGACGCACUGGCUGCUAGGGAUUUUCAUUCACUUCAAGUGUCAGUGAUUACAGUAUCUUGACGUUGGUCCAGUCAAGUGUCAAUGGGUAAAACCAACAGAUCAGAAUGUGAAAAGUCAUGCGUUUUCAGUGGCUGUCAGUAUAUACUUAUAAGGUAGCGUAAAUGAUGGGCCAAGUUUGAUCAGUGACAGGUUGUUAACUACUGGUCGAUUUCACUAGGUGUGCGGUAUAUAUUCAGUGCAUGGGUUACUGACCAUUUCUUGACAAUUUGUCGCUGAUCGAUCGCUACCCAUGGAAAAAUGACGUUUUCCUGCUGAGCUUGAUUCUGGAUGCAGUUGGGAGCCUACUGAAAAAAAUCCAGGGUUCAAGUUUUGCUACUUCUCUCAGUGUGAAAUUAUUGUAGCUCGUGUUGAGAUUGUUCGACUGUAUUUAUAUACAGUAGUUCCUGCAAAAACAAACUUGAGAUUUGGAUAAACACCUUGACUCUGCUUAGCAAUAAUAGGGGAGUGCAGAAAAUUGAAUUGGCUGAGUGCAUUACAUGUACCUGCAGUGCAGGCCAUACACUCGUGCUGCCUUUUUACUGUUCGGCCUAUUUCCCCACGAGUUGAACCUUUCCUUAGGAAGCAUGCCUUCUGUCAGCCUAAGAUGCGCAAGAAAAUGUGCUUCAUAGAAUUGAUUGCAGAGGAUGUGCUUUGUGAAACUGAUUGCAAAAAAAUGUGUAGGGACUGCAGUGCUGCCUGAAGUCAUUGUGGGUAGCCUCAAAUAGGCUAAUUAGUAAGAAAUGCCUUGAUGACUUAUAUCUAUGAUUAACAUAAUGGUCUGUAAAGUGCAUAAUUGUGACCUGCUCUUUGAAACUGAGCAAGAGGUCACUCAGGCCAGUUUGGAGUUAACGGCCUUUCUAGCAUCUUGCACCGUGUAGAUUUAUGAGAAUCCUAAACAUUUUUGGCAUCUACUUAGUGUCCAGUUCCAUCAAGAUACCAAAUUGAGUGAUACAUCAAAACCAAGGGCUCAGUUUGCUCUUUCCGAUACAAACUGAAACUCAAAAGUGGCUCAGGAAACUUCUGACCCAUUUUCACACCUAUAGCAGGUCACAAUAGUGCUUGCCAAAAACCAGUGGAGAACCAGUCAAGAUCAAUGCAUGUUGCUUAUUUUACAUGGUAGCCUGUUCUUUCUCGACUAACGUUUCCUUUGCUUAGCAGCUGUGGUGUUUCUAUAUUUUAUACCAGGUUUUGCCCUUAAACAGACCUCGAUGUUCACAUGUAUUCUAUAAGUGUGGUACAAGUUGUGGAAAAUCUUAUGCUUACUCGGGUGGGUUCAAACCCACAACAUCUGCACUAGCGAACAGGAAGUAGUGAGUUCAAAUCCCAUGCCGGCAAGUUAAAAUUUUCUCAAUUUUUGGACCAUACUGAAAACACAGUGUAAAUAUACCUCUGUGUGCUGGUGUAAGAGGAAAACCUGGCAUAAAAUUAACAUCCCUACCUAAUGCUCAAUUAUUAUCACUGUUGAUGGAGGUUGUCUCAAACGAGAAUUUAAAUUCUGUCACGGAAACAUCUAGAAAGUACAGCGAGAUUAAUGUGCACUUUGCAUUAAUGCAAAUUAGAUCUAAUUCCUUAUUUUCCUUUUGAAUAUGGUUUGGUUUAUGCCUUUCUUUUCUGCUUUGCUUGAUAGAGCAUUGUCCUACAACUACUUUUUUUCUGCUGUUUUAUCAUGCCGUGUAAGUUUUUAUUUAACAUGUGUUUAUUCAUAUGCCACUGUACAGAUAACUAAAGAGUUUAUGAUAACAAUCAGUGUAAAUGAAUUUAAGAAGUGUAUCUACUAAAUUGUAAUUAGAAGUGUUGAAAAGAUGUCAUUACAUGUGUGUGAUUAUUCCGUGCCCUGAAAAUUGAAAUGAUUUUACCAAACAGCAUCCAUUUUUUAGUCACUGUAAACUUAGAACAGGAUACAUGUAGCUUACAAUGGGAUAUGAGAGUUGCUUAUGAUCUAAUGGUGUAGCAAACGGUUUCUUGUUCAUAACAAUGUGCAGUUGACAUUUCGCAUUUAACAGUUAUUUUUGUGGGAAAAAAAAGGAAAACCAAAGGCCAUUCAUGAAGCAGCUUCACAAAAAAGUGUGUUGUUAAAUUGUAAAGCAUUUUACUAGUACAUUCCUUGUUGAAGAGCAUGGAGCAAUAAUUGUAGAUUCCAAUUCAAACCUUCAGUGCCGUUUCAGUCCAUUUGCUUUUCCUGUAAGAAUCCUCUUAAAGUACUGAAACCACUAGGUUGAAACUAAGUAGGAUUACCCGAAGUACCCAGUGCAAGUAUAGAUGUAUUGAAGGUAGUUAAACUCUACACAGCCUGGAGAUCAUAUCCAUGGGCGUCACUUGGGAGGGGGGGAGCAAGGUGUCACCUGCGACACCCAUAUGCAACCCCCCCCUUGGAAAAAGUAAAAAAAAAAAAAAGGAAAACAAAAAGACAACAGGAACAGAACGAAGAUCAAUUUGCUUUUAAAAAUACCUAGGAGUUAACCUCUCUUCCACCAUUAAUAAUUUUGUCAGUUUGCUGCAAAUGAGUGCUUUAUCACCUGUGGGAGUUUUUACCUCCUUCCUAGCGACUCUCGUGGUCACAUCUUCUCUACUUAAUUUCAUAUGAAUACAAGUAUUUAUAUUUCGUGAUGCAUGUAUUUAGAAUUGGCAUCAACACUUUCUUUUUCUGUACGUUCCAUUGUUCAAACUUCCUGAGAGUCGAUUCUGCUGAUGGAUUUGCACUUCGCACAGACUCGGCACAGGACGAUGUUCGUAUUUUGUCAAAGGGGCUGUUCCGUUGUAGUAAGUAGCAAAAGAUCGAAGCAGUAGUGUAAGUUACUUAUGGCCUUAAUAUAUAACUUUAGAGUGGUGUUUUCCUCACAAAUAAUUAGCAUAACGAUUUUAUCUUUAAUAAAAUGAUUUUGCUCAACAGGAAGCACUGUUUCUUGGCUGUUUACUCCGAGCAUGUAACCAAUAUUGUAAAUCAUUUGGUCAUUAAAGGAGUGUGAAAAUAAUAACUGUAAUUAUACUAUAAAGUGACAAAGCCAUUAUAUUUAGAAUAUGGAAUAAAGACAAUAAUUCAGUAAAUAAAUUGUUUAUAAUAAAGAUUGUUAAAGAUUUUUGCCAUAAAUUUGGAUUUCUUCUUUAUGCUUCUAAAUUUUUUUCCCCAUUUGCUGGCAUUUUUUUAAGUAGAAGAAUGUCGUGAUUUUAAUUGCAUUGAUUUUUUGAUUUAUAUUUGUAAAUAAGCUUGAAUUUAUUUGCCAAAUCGUAAGUGCACAUGCGUCGACGUUGUCAAUAAAUCGUGAUUAUACUGUC
This is a messenger RNA of Acanthaster planci (crown-of-thorns starfish), 10444 nucleotides long. RefSeq names its product HEAT repeat containing 5B (gene heatr5b). NCBI's taxonomy places the organism in Eukaryota, Metazoa, Echinodermata, Asteroidea, Valvatida, Acanthasteridae. Gene Ontology annotation, cellular component: endocytic vesicle; Golgi apparatus; membrane. The record is from RefSeq and is a predicted model, not a curated record. Gene Ontology annotation, biological process: intracellular protein localization; endocytosis; retrograde transport, endosome to Golgi.